This is a messenger RNA of Macrobrachium nipponense, 1928 nucleotides long. It is a transcript of the gene TTLL12, whose product is annotated as tubulin--tyrosine ligase-like protein 12. NCBI's taxonomy places the organism in Eukaryota, Metazoa, Arthropoda, Malacostraca, Decapoda, Palaemonidae. Gene Ontology annotation, cellular component: cytoplasm. The record is from RefSeq and is a predicted model, not a curated record. Gene Ontology annotation, biological process: protein modification process.
AGCUGUAGAGUAACAGCUGAUGUCUCCCCGCAACCCACGUUUUGUUUUGUUCAAAACACGGUGUCAUAGGAACUGUAACCCACUGUAGAGUGUCAGUUUUCUGACAUUGUUAGGGUUAUUAUUGACAGAGUUUACGAUUGUCUUACGCAUUGCGUUAGAAGUACCAGUGGUUACUUGAACCAUGACCGAGCUUAAUGGAUUAUCGAAGUCAUUUGUUGAGCAGCAUAAAGUUCAGCUAGAGACGUCUGGAGUACCACCCCAUUUCUGGCCCACAAUAUUCAAGAAGCUACAAGGACAGUGGGAAAUACUCCAGAGGAAAGCCUUCCAGUAUGGUAUAUUAUGGACGAAUUUGGAUCACGUAUUCAACAUUGUGGAGAACCUAACUUUCGAGUCGUACCAUUUUAUUAUACACCUCAUCACUGCAGUUACUCAUUGCUUUUUCCAGUAGAGGAUGUUGAAGAAGGAGAUGAAGUAACAAGGAACUAUGUUGAAACUCCACCAGUUGAUUCUGAUACCCGAGAUGCUCAGAUGUUGCCUUGGUAUCCCCUUGACCUGACUCAUGUUGAUCCUCAGCAAACGGAACCUACAGAAGAUGCCUUUAUGUCUGGACGUGUAAAUGAAACCUUCCCAGAUCCAGAUAUUGAAGUAGAGGAUUUACCCAAAGACCAACAAUUACGUGUCUUUGCUGACUAUAAGUAUAUUCGAGAAUAUCUCACGGAUCCACGCUUUGUUGUGACGGAUUGCCAAGAUGAAGCUGAUAUUUUGUGGCUCUCUACACACUUUAAAGACUUCAAGGCUUUGCGACAAAAUACUCCUCAUCGCAGAAUCAACCAGUUUCCCUGUGAACAUGUGCUAACAGUGAAAGAUCUUCUGGCAAUUAUAUGUCGUCGUCCAUGCAAGCAAGAUAAUAAGCAAGGAGAGACUGAAAUUGAAAACCCCUCGUGGUUUCCUGUGACUUACUGUCUGAAAAGAGAAUUGGCAAAAUUUGUUUCAUAUUUUCAGAGGAGAGAAAAAAGGGGUGAAGAUAAUCACUGGAUAGUGAAGCCUUGGAACCUUGCUCGAGGACUUGAUCACACAAUUACUAACAGUUUGAAUCACAUUCUACGUUUGCCAAGUACUGGACCCAAGAUUGCUCAGAAGUAUAUAUCAGAUCCUGUCCUAUUCCAUCGUGAUGACAUUAAUGCUGAUGUGAAGUUUGAUGUGCGUUACAUUGUUAUGUUGCUCAGUGUCCAACCCCUCAAGGUUGCUGUUUAUAGGAGGUUUUGGAUCCGAUUUGCCAAUGAACCGUUUGAUUUAACACAGCUUCAGAAUUCUGAGAAACACUUUACUGUGAAUAACUACAAUAGCUCAUUUCUCUUGCAGGUUGGUGCAGGGAAAUUUCUCCAUGAUUGUUUCUUUGAGAUUAGACACAUCCUUCGUCCAGCUAAUCUGAUGUACUGUCAUGAUUUUAUAGAAAAAUUUAAUAGCCAGUUUCCUGAUAAUAAGUGGGACAGCAUAGAAACAAAAAUCUACGAUAUGUUCUUUGAGGUGUUUAAGGCUGCUACAUCUCAAGACGCGCCUAGAGGGAUACCUCAUAAUACUCAGUGCAAAGGGUGUUUUGGAUUUGACAUCAUGAUAAAAUGGUCUGAAGGAGAAAACCGGACCAUGGAACCUCAGUUAUUGGAAGCUAAUUUCAACUCUGAUUGUAAGCGAGCUUGUGAAUAUUACCCUGAAUUCUUCAAUGAUAUAUUUUCUGUUAUGUUUUUAGAUGAACUGGAUGGGCAUAAUGUGACUGUUCUUCAAGAAAACUAAUGGUGUUAUCUAAAUUGACAUUGACCUGUAUAAAUUAAGUGUUUAUACUAAUUUGUUGGUUUUUAAUGAUUUUGAUAUUUUACUUUUUUUAGUUUUGGCAUUGUUAAUUUUUAAGAAAAUAAAACUGUGAUGUUGCA